Messenger RNA from Mastomys coucha (southern multimammate mouse), 3228 nucleotides. It is a transcript of the gene Cast, whose product is annotated as calpastatin. The transcript has 32 exons. Gene Ontology annotation, cellular component: cytoplasm. Gene Ontology annotation, molecular function: calcium-dependent cysteine-type endopeptidase inhibitor activity. NCBI's taxonomy places the organism in Eukaryota, Metazoa, Chordata, Mammalia, Rodentia, Muridae. The record is from RefSeq and is a predicted model, not a curated record. Bases 307 to 2658 code for a protein of 783 amino acids.
GCGAUCCACUGAGAACCCUGCAGUUCUGGGGCCAGUCUAGGGAGGGUCUUGAGUACAAACCCAGGGCAGACAGUGUUAAAACUUGCAGCUCUGGGUUGCUAAGAAGUUGGGCCUUCUGCAGUGAGCGGCGGGCAGGAAGGGGAGGGCCUAACUGGGCGAGGGGGAGCUGGGCGCGGGCUCAGGGCUGGGUCAGAAAAGCUGCCUCACUGCACUGUCCGGCUCCUCCCGUCCGAGCUCUGGCUGGGACCUCCUAGACAAUUUCGCGGCGCUUUCCCGGAGGCUGCGCCCUCAGCGGCUUCACCAAAAAUGUCCCAGCCCGGCCCGAAGCCUGCCGCCUCUCCCAGGCCCCGUCGCGGCGCGGCAGCUCGCCACACCCAGGAGCAUGUUAAUGAAAAGAAUAUUGGAUCAUCAUCUAAACCAGGAGAAAAGAAAGGAUCUGAUGAGAAAAAAGCAGCAAGUUUGGGGAGCAUGCAGACUUCCAGACCACAUGUUGGUGGAGCAGCCACAGCCACCCAGGUAACAGCUUCCUCUGCUGCCACCAGCAAGUCUCCCAGAAUGAGUACCACAGAAACUAAGGCUGUGAAAACAGAGUCUGAGAAGUCACAAUCAAGUGAGAAAGGAACAAAAGAGGAAAGGUCAAGCAGAGGAGAUUGCCUGCCACCUGUGGUUCAUGAGAAAAAGUCAAAAGGAAGGCCAAAGGAAGGGUCAGAGCCCAAAAAUCUUCCCAAGCAUGCAUCAGAUACAGGAAAUAAGCAUGCUCAUAAAGAAAAAGCACUUUCCAGAUCAAAUGAACAGAUGGUGUCAGAGAAAUCAUCGGACUCAAAGACAAAAUUUCAAGAUGCUCCUUCUGCUGGUGGAGAGAGUGUGACUGGAGGUGUGACUGUGGCCACUGCCUUGGACAAGGCAGCUGAUAAGAAAAAAGACAAGAAAUCAUUAACACCAGCUUUACCUAUGGACUCCACACAGAACAAGCCAUCUGACAAGGCAGGCCUGGAUGCUGUCUUGGAUGACCUGAUAGACACCUUGGGCGGCCAUGAAGAUACUAACAAAGAUGAUCCACCAUAUACUGGACCAGUAGUUUCGGACCCAAUGGAUUCUACCUACCUUGAGGCAUUGGGUAUAAAAGAAGGGACUAUCCCUCCAGAGUAUAGGAAACUUCUGGAUAAAAAUGAAGGGAUCACAGGACCUCAUCCAGACCCUCCCACACCUAUGGGGACUGACCAUGCUAUUGAUGCCUUGUCAUCUGAUUUCACCUGUAGUUCUCCAACUGGAAAGCCAACUGAGAAAGAGAAGUCUGCAGGGGAAACGUUGAAAGCUCAGUCUGCAGGAGUGAGCAGAAGUGCUGUUCCCCCCCAGGAGAAGAAAAGGAAGGUGGAAGAGGGAGUCAUGAAUGAUCAAGCCCUUCAGGCUCUGUCAGAUUCACUGGGCACCCGGCAGCCAGAUCCUCCAAGCCACCUUAGUGAGGCUGAACAAGUCAAAGAGGCAAAAGCAAAAGAAGAAAGGCAGGAAAAGUGUGGGGAAGAUGAGGACACAGUCCCAGCUGAGUACAGGUUAAAACCAGCCAAGGAUAAAGAUGGAAAACCACUAUUGCCAGAGCCUGAAGAAACAUCUAAGUGCCUGAGCGAGUCAGAGCUGAUUGGGGAGCUUUCAGCAGAUUUUGACCGAUCUACAUAUCAAGACAAACCAUCUAUGCCAGCUGAAAAGAUAGAAAAAUCUAAGGACACAUCCCAGACGCCUACAGGAGAGACUGUGUCCCGGGCCUCCAUGUGCAGUAUACAGUCGGCACCACCCAAACUUGCAUCCAUGAAGGGCUUGUUGCCAGAAGAUGCUGUAGAAGCCUUGGCUGGAAGCCUGGGGACAAGGGAAGCAGAUCCAGAACAUGAAAAACCUGUGGUGGAUAAAGUCAAGGAGAAAGCUAAAGAAGAAGACCGUGAAAAACUUGGUGAAAAAGAAGAAACAAUUCCUCCUGAUUAUCGACUUGAAGAAGUCAAGGAUAAAGAUGGAAAACCACUCCUGCCAAAAGAACCCCAGGAACAACUUGCAGCCUUAAGUGAUGACUUCCUUCUUGAUGCAUUGUCUCAAGACUUCUCCAGUCCUACAAACAUAUCGCCUCUUGAAUUUGAAGAUGCCAAAGUUUCUGCUGCCAUUUCUGAAAUAGUUUCCCAGACCCCUGCUCCGAGCACCCACGCAGCAGCCCCACCACCCAGCACUGAGCAGAGAGACAAAGAACUUGAUGAUGCCCUGGAUGAACUUUCUGACAGUCUUGGGCAAAGACAGCCUGAUCCAAAUGAGAACAAACCACUAGAUGAUAAAGUGAAGGAAAAAAUCAAACCAGAGCAUAGCGAGAAACUGGGAGAAAGAGACGACACCAUCCCCCCUGAAUAUAGGCAUCUCCUGGAUAAUGAUGGGAAGGACAAACCAGAGAAGCCACCGACUAAGAAAACAGAGAAGCCUGAUCAGGACAAGGACCCCAUUGAUGCCCUCUCAGAAGAUUUGGACAGCUGCCCCUCAACUACAGAGACCUCACAGAAUACAGCAAAGGAGAAGAGCAAGAAGACUUCAAGUUCCAAAGCAUCCAAGAAUGGAGAGAAAAAAAAGGACUCCUCCAAGAAGACAGAGGAAGUGUCCAAGCCAAAGGCUGAUGAAGAUGCAAGAUAGAGUUGACGAAUUCGGGUAUCUGAAUAGAAAUUCUUCAGCUGGUGGAUAGUGACUUUUGAACAUCAAAGGCUUUGAUGACAAUUUUUUCUGGGUGGCUUCUAGACAGUGCUAUGUGUUAUGUCUUUUGACAUCUUAAACAUUGAGUUGUUAUUCUUUUCCAGAACGAAAAUGAAUUUGUCUGCUUCAAUUGUGUUCUGUAUUGCGUAUUGAUAAACUUCAAAGAUUUUUCAUUGCCUUUAGGUGGGAGAAGCAAGCUUUAUAUUUGUAAGAAAUAGAUUUGAUAGUUUCUUAAAACACCAAAAAUCCCAGAAAACCUUUGCAAACAUUUGCACAUUAUAUAUACAGUGCCUGUAAAUCUCAUUAGUAUUUUUGGUUUGCACUUAUUUUUUUAGCAUUUGAAAAAUAAUGCUCUCAUCUUUUGUCAGUAUUCUGAUUUCUUAUGUCUUUUUCUUGGGCUUUGAUAUAUCUUUGGGCUAAUGUUGUUAAGUCAAAUAUGAAAUAUUGUAUAUUCAGUGUAUAACUCUUUUGGGGAUGCUAAAAAUAAAAUCAUGAUAGAUAACCAAAGGUAAA